Schistosoma turkestanicum is the source of this 4721-nucleotide messenger RNA. Lineage: Eukaryota; Metazoa; Platyhelminthes; Trematoda; Strigeidida; Schistosomatidae. The record is from the annotation of a GenBank genome assembly.
UGUACAUCAAAAGCGGUGAAGUCGAAUGAUCCCGGUUUGACCUUGAGGCGGACUUCUGGGAGGCUUAGUCAUUCUUUCUUUGCGGAGAGCUUCUGCUUCAUCUUUUACAUGCCGGAAUGGAUGAGCUUUCUUUGUAUUUUUCAACCGAGAAUGAAACAUCGAAGUCCAAGUUAAGUGUAAAGUCAACUAAGUCAUUCACAAGGCCAACUAAUCUCCUGAAUGGCCAACAACAACAACGUAAAAGCUUCAGAGGUUAUAGCAAGAAAAAUAAAACUGUUGAUUCCAGCUCAGAUGAUGCCCACAGCCCAGUUCUUAACUUAAAUUUUACUCCCAACAACCGGAUGUGUAGUAGCAUCAGUUGUGGAAGUAUCUCUACAAAAAUGCCACACAUUCUUCCUCCUGAGAUAGAAGAAGGAAAUAUUGAGUAUAAACGGAAAUUAAUUGAUCCAACACCGAAUCGUUUUGAACAGCUAGUUACACAAAUGAAAUGGCGUCUUAAUGAAGGUGGUGGUAAAGCAAUUUAUAAAUUAGGUGUCGACGACAAUGGACAUGUUAGUGGAUUACGUCAGUUGGAAUUAAUUAGUUCGUUGAAAACACUUGAACGUAUGGCAAAACGUUUAAAUGCUACACUACAUCCACUUCGAGAGUGUACUAUUGAACCGACAAUAAAUUCAACAGAAAAAGAAUGUCGUCAAGCUAUUGAAAUGCUUGUUCGUCUAGCGCCGACAACGAAUGAAGGUUCACCAGAUUUAUGUGUUGCUUUGGUUGGUGGAAUGGAUUCAGGCAAAUCCACCCUAAUUGGUGUACUGACUGAUGGAGAAUUAGACAAUGCACGUGGUAAAGCACGUUUAAAUCUAUUUCGUCAUUUACAUGAAGUACAAUCUGGUCGUACAAGUAGUUUAAGUCGUGAAUUAUUAGGUUUUGAUGUCAAUGGUAAUGUUACAAAUUAUAAAUAUGCUGAUGGUAGAAUUUAUCGACGUUCAGCUGAAGAAGUGGUACGAAUAUCAAGUAACCUAUUAACAUUACUUGAUUUAGCAGGUCAUUCAAAAUAUCAACGUACAACAUUAGCUGGUAUUGCUUGUAAUCAACCAUUAAUUGGUAUAUUAGUUAUAUCUGCAACAAAUGGUUUAACUAAUAUCGGUUUAGAUCAUAUACAAUUGAUGUAUGCAUUAAAUUUACCAUUGAUUAUUGUACUGACUAAAAUUGAUCAAUUAUCCAAUGGAAUGGAACAAUAUCAACGAAUUCAACUGAUUUAUCAUCAAUUAAUCUAUCAAUUUAAACAAAUUGAAAAUGCAUGGUCAUAUGCUGGUGAUUUUCCAGUGUUGUCGCGGUCGUCGACAUCGUCUACAUUGCCAGUAACGACAACAACAGCGUUACAAACAAGUGAAUAUCAAUCAUUUUUAAAUCAAUGGAAAUUGAAUAAUAGUAUUAGAAAUGAUAACAUGGAUGAUGAUUUUAUGCCACCAUUUUUUCCUGUUUCAUCUGUCACUGGUCAAGGUAUUGAUAAUUUAAUACAUUUUUUAAGUCAAUUAAGUUGUUUAAAUCACCCGUCGAUGUCGCCAUCACCUUCUUCACCAUUGUCAUCCACCUCGAAUUUAUUUGAAUCAUUAAAUGAUAAACAUCAGAAAUAUCAACAAUUUGUAGAUUGGAACAAUAUUUCCAAUAAGAAAUCCAAUCAAUCUACUCGUAUAUUCAGUAAAAUUAUUGAACGAAUAAAUUUGAUGAAACAGUAUCAAUCGUAUAAUGGUACGCUGGUUUGGAUAAAUCAGGUGUUUACACAAAUACCCGGUGUACUGAAUCCAGUCAUAGUUGGACGUGUACAAUUUGGUCAAUUAUUUAAUUAUCAAAUUCUAUGGCUUGGACCAGAUCAAUUUGGUGAUUUUUAUCCAGUUCAAAUUGUUAGUUUAAUGCAUCAUCGUCAAUUGCACGAAAUUGUCUAUGCUGGUCAAUCAGUAUCAAUGGAAGUGUAUUUUUUACCGAAAUCAUGGAAUACUAUGAAUGAGAAACAACGUCAGUUGAUAUUGCAUAAUAUCUCUUCAUCGAUUACGUCAUCACCAGCAUCGGCAACAGCAGCACCAGCAUCGUACAGUGCAGUAAAUCAUCGUAAAAAAUCGUUGAUUUCAUUAUUUGACAAUGAUGUUGAACAUACCACUGAAAAUGAAGAGAAUAUUUCACAUGAUCAUAAUCAUGAUGUGAAUAGUUUAUCCGUGACAUCAUCAUCAUCGUCCUCAUCAUCAUCAUCAACGACAGCCAACACAGCAACAGCAGUUGAUAUUUAUCAAUUUUAUUCACCAAUUAAAAUACGUCGUGGUAUGAUUCUACUCACUUAUCCAAUGUUAUUAUCCACUUACAACACAGUAUCAACAUCGCCGGCAGCUCCAUCCGAUAGGAUCGACAGCACUACCGCCGCUGCUACUGCAUUAUCGCCACAGCCGUCACCAUCAUGGCAUGAACAAUCGUCGUCGUUAUCGUUGACAGGGAACCACCAACUACAACAUCAUGAUUCGAUUCAAUUCACUGUAGUAUGGACAGUGAAAUUACAGUUGAUGCCUCGUCGUUUACCAAUUGUUUCAUUUAAAUUAGGCAAUCCACCAGUGAUAUUAACACCGAUUCCAUUGAUUGGUCAACGUGUUAAUAUUUAUGCUGGUUGUAUAUGUCAAACUGGUAUUAUACUGGAGAGUAAUACUGAUAAUGACGAGAAUCAUAGUAGUAGUAAAUAUCAACAAUGUGAAUCUGAGCAAAAGUCUACUACUGCAACUAAUACUACUAAUCAUGAUGACGGCAGUGAUGUUAGUAAUAAGACUCAUUUAAACAAUCCCACAUAUAUUUUAUUACGUUUUACACGUCAUCCAGAAUUAGUUGAAAUCGGUCGACAAUUUAUAUUAACAUGGAAUGGAAAUUUAAAAGCUAUCGGUUAUGCAAUUGAAUUGAUUGAUCCUGUAAAACAACAACAACAAUAUUAUCAUUGUACAUUGAAUGACACUACUAAUACUACUACUGAUACUACUAAUAAUACUACUAACACUAGUAGUACUAGUAGUACUGCUAUUGCUAUAAAUGAUUCAAUGUCGAAUACAACAACAACAACCAUUGAUUCAACAAUUUGUUGGAAAAAUUAUUAUAAACAAAAUUAUUCCAUGUCAUUUAAUGAAAAAGAUCAUCAUCCUAAUGACGAUGACUGUUGGUCAUUUGAUUGUAGCAACAAUACUAGUAGUGGUGGUGGUGGUACUUUGUUUAAAUAUCAACCGAAUUCAAUCAAUGCAUUCAAUGAUCAAUGUAGCAAUUUAUCGUCAUCGUUGCCAUCAGCAACAACAACAACAACACUAGCAUCCAUGAUGGAAUGUUAUGAAGAGUUGAGUAAUCGUGAAAAUACCGAUAUGAUGAAUGAACAUUUUUUAAACAAAGUGACGUCAUCAUCAUCGAUGAUGAGGAUGAUGAAUUCAUUGUCCAAUAUGGAAUCGAUGCGACAAGAUCACAACAAUGUUGAUAUUGAUCAUAAUAACACAAACAACAUAGAAGAUAACAUUAAUGCUGAAACAAUGUCGUCAGUAACGUCAACUACGACAAGCACAACCACGACAACAACAUCGACACUGUCAAAUCAUAAAAAUAAAACGAAACGUCGACGUCAUCGUCAUCGUGGACAUCAUCGACAUAAACUGAAAAAGCAACAACAUUCAUGAAAAAACAUUGCGAAACAGAGAGAAAAGAUUUUUACAUGUACCUACCUACCUACACGUUGUUGUUGUUGUGGCUUUUUGUAUACACAUCAUCCGUCUUAGCAAGCAAGCAAACAAUUCGGUAGUAUUAUUCUUGAGUUGUUUAUUUCUCUCCCCCCUUUUUAUUUUUUAAUUAUCUGAUUCCUUUUUUUCUAAUUUAAUAUAUUGUAAUGAUUAAAAAAAAGAGAACAAUUAUCCUGUUAUUAUUCCUUUUAUUUUGUGUGUGGCAUCAAUAUCCUGCUUCCUUUGUGUGUGUAGCAUUGUGAUUGACAAGCAGUGGUGAGCAGUGAACUGGACGUGGUGAUGAAUGCGUCAGUGAGUGAGUGAGUGAAUGAAUGAGUGUUUGUGUCUCCUUCUCCUCCUCUUCUGUAAUAUUUCUUUCUCAUUUGAUUGACAUUUUAUUUCAGAAGAAUCAUUGGAUGGUCCCUUGACGUGAGUGUGUGCACGCUAUGUGCGCGUGCGCGCGCGCAUGCUGUGUGUACUACUUUCUCCAUACAAUCAAUGCAACAAUAAAAUUAGUUUCAAUUGUCAAAUAGGUAAAUAGUUCAUGAGUUAUUAGUUUAUUAGUUAGUUAGUUAAUGAGUUAAUAUAUUUAUCUGUUGGUUUUUGCUAUACUUAUUCCUGUGAACAUUGUCACAUUGUCUUUGGUCUGUUUCAACUGAAUUCAUUUUGUCUACCUAUAACUUUCAUUGUUAAACUUGUUUACAUUUCAUCGCAUCACAUCACAUUACACAAAAUGAAUGAAUUUGUAUGUAUGAUUUUGACAUUUCAUUCUUUAUUCUCUUUCUAACUCACAUAAAAUGUGAACGAGUCGUCAAUCCCAUCCAAUCCAAUCAGCCAAUCAUUUUGUGUGUCUCUGCAUGUCUGUGUCUGUGUGUGUCGGAUUUCUUUCUUCAUUUAAUUUUUAUUUUGUGUGUAUAUGUUUUAUUAUUCAGUUCUAAUUCAGUGUGUACUGACUGACGUAUACAAUUUACAACAAAAUACUUUUCUUUAUUUGACCAA